Molecule: messenger RNA, 1425 nt
Organism: Lentinula edodes (shiitake mushroom)
Lineage: Eukaryota; Fungi; Basidiomycota; Agaricomycetes; Agaricales; Omphalotaceae
Exons: 2
Coding region: 1-1425 (474 amino acids)
Source: RefSeq, a predicted model, not a curated record
AUGUCACAUCCGAACAGUCCACAGGCAAUGAGCUUGAACAAUGAACAGAAUCUAGUACGAAAUGUGGUGUCGGAACAUUUGCAGGCGACUUUAAGUGGGGAGAAACCUGAACCGUUGCUACAGCUGGUACAUGGCGCUUCAGGAACGGGCAAGACUGUUCUAGUGCGGGCGCUGUUUGCUGUGUUUGAAGCACAUAGCAGCACCAAUUUGUUGUUGACAGGAUCUGCCUCUGAUGUUGCAGCAAAAACGCUGAACGCAGUAUACAUCACCAAAGCGACUUUAACUCCCACGUUGAUGGCUAACAAGCAGUACAUCGUGAUUGACGAUUGCUCCGCACUUUCUGCCACUUUGUUGCGUGAACUGGCACUGUUGAUGGGCGGGGCCAACGAUGGCGCAAGGAACAAGAACAUGUUUGGGCUUAGGAAUGUGGUUUUGUUCGCAGACAUUGCGCAACACCCACCGUCUGGCCGAUACUGGGAUACAGUAUGGUGGCCGACAACCACAGCAGCUCCGUUCAUUAAACCUUUCUUUGAAAAUGUUCAGGUGCUCCAACGCGAUAUGACGGGCUCGAUGGAAGUAUGGUCCAGCCUUCUUUGUCAUGUUCGAACCCAGUGCACCAAUCUCGGGGACGUUCAGUUGUUAAACACCCGGGCUGCACAAACGAACGGAAUCGCAUCAAUGAACAUACUUCUGCCACAUGAGGAUGCAAUUGUAGUCACCACCAGUGACACUCAACGACAGUACUGGAACAUCAACUUUGCGUGUCGUUUUGCUCGAGCCACGAGGAAGACACUUUUCAUUUCACCAGCGAGCGAUGUUCUUGUGUUCCAGGAUGGUGAUAGGUUGAGUUCUGAUGAUUUUGACAAAAUGAAGGAACGAUUCAAGAGGGAGUUUACCCUUUUACGGGGAGUAUACCUGUUCGUUGGUAUGAUUGUUACCAUUACGCAGUCAGAACUGCGACACGUUUGGGGAGAGGUGACGGAAAUUGUCGUUGAUGACAGAGAUGUUGUUGAAGAAGAGGCACACGACGUAAGAUUGAAAUAUGGAGUGGCGCAGGUGACGGUGCAUGUGUCACAGAAGAUCAUCGCAGCCAAUCCAGGUAUGAAUGAGUUGGUAAUAAUCAAACCAGUGAUGGUCCCCUUCAAAGUUCCUCAUCCUUGUGAAACAAGACGCGAAAUUGUUAUCGAGAGAACGCAGCUACCCUUGGUACCACGAUAUGCAAUAACAGAAGAAGACACGAUGGGGCAAAGGUUCAAUAAAGUUGUUGUCGAUACAAGCAGUGGCCUGAGCCGCUACAAGUCGCUAUAUCAGGUUCUAACUCGGGUAACAGGAUUGGGAAGUUUGGUGUUGACUUCAUUGGUUCAGGGUUUGGGCGAUAAUUGCGAUAAUGUAGCAGCACAGGAUAUAUUGGAUGUCAUCACGUGA